Molecule: messenger RNA, 5769 nt
Organism: Ictidomys tridecemlineatus (thirteen-lined ground squirrel)
Lineage: Eukaryota; Metazoa; Chordata; Mammalia; Rodentia; Sciuridae
Source: RefSeq, a predicted model, not a curated record
CCUGCGCGGGACCGGCGGGGCGAGUGGGUCCCUGCUCACGAUCCCGCUCCGCCGCAGAAGUGUCUGCGCCUGGACCCGACCGCACCCGUGUGGGCCGCCAAGCAGCGCGUGCUCUGCGCCCUCAACCACAGCCUGCAGGACGCGCUCAACUACGGGCUCUUCCAGCCGCCCUCCAGGGGACGUGCCGGCAAGUUCCUGGAUGAGGAACGGCUCCUGCAAGAGUACCCUCCCAACCUGGACACGCCCCUGCCCUACCUGGAGUUUCGAUACAAGCGGCGUGUUUAUGCCCAGAACCUCAUUGAUGACAAGCAGUUUGCAAAGCUGCACACAAAGGCAAACCUGAAGAAAUUCAUGGACUAUGUCCAGCUGCACAGCACAGACAAGGUGGCCCGUCUUCUGGACAAGGGGCUAGACCCCAAUUUCCAUGACCCUGAUUCAGGAGAGUGCCCUCUGAGCCUUGCGGCCCAGUUAGACAAUGCCACGGACCUGCUGAAGGUGCUGAGGAAUGGUGGUGCUCACCUGGACUUCCGCACUCGAGAUGGGCUAACUGCCGUGCACUGUGCCACCCGGCAGCGGAAUGCAGGGGCAUUGACGACCCUGUUGGACCUGGGUGCUUCACCUGACUACAAAGAUAGCCGCGGCCUGACACCCCUGUACCACAGUGCCCUGGGUGGCGGGGAUGCCCUCUGCUGUGAGCUGCUUCUCCAUGACCAUGCGCAGCUGGGGACCACGGAUGAGAAUGGCUGGCAGGAGAUCCACCAGGCCUGUCGCUUCGGGCACGUGCAACACCUGGAGCACCUGCUAUUCUACGGAGCCAACAUGGGUGCCCAGAAUGCCUCGGGAAACACAGCACUGCAUAUCUGUGCUCUCUACAACCAGGAGAGUUGUGCUCGGGUCCUGCUCUUCCGAGGAGCCAACAAGGAUGUUCGCAAUUACAACAGCCAGACGGCCUUCCAGGUGGCCAUCAUUGCAGGGAACUUUGAGCUGGCAGAGGUCAUCAAGACUCACAAAGACUCCGAUGUUGUGCCAUUCAGGGAAACCCCCAGCUAUGCGAAACGGCGGAGACUGGCUGGCCCCAGUGGCUUGGCAUCCCCUCGGCCUCUGCAGCGCUCAGCCAGCGACAUCAACCUGAAGGGCGAGGCACAGCCGGCAGCCUCUCCUGGGCCCUCUCUGCGAAGCCUCCCCCACCAGCUGCUGCUCCAGCGGCUGCAGGAGGAGAAAGACCGCGAUCGUGAUGGUGACCAGGAGAAUGACGCCGGUGGCCCUUCAAGCAGGGGCAGCCAGAGCAAGAUCAGGUGCUGGGAGGCCACUGUCCUGCAGCUCCCUACUACUCUCACCUCCUGUCUGGCUUCUGUCUCUCCAGUGCUCAGCAUCGGGGAAGGCGGCUUCUGGGAGGGGACCGUGAAGGGUCGCACAGGCUGGUUCCCAGCUGACUGUGUGGAGGAGGUGCAGAUGCGACAGUAUGACACGAGGCGUGAAACCCGGGAGGACCGGACGAAGCGGCUUUUCCGCCACUACACGGUGGGCUCCUAUGACAGCCUCACUUCACACAGUGACUACGUCAUUGAUGACAAGGUGGCUGUCCUACAGAAACGGGAACACGAGGGCUUUGGCUUCGUGCUCCGGGGGGCCAAAGCAGAGACCCCCAUCGAGGAGUUCACACCCACGCCGGCCUUCCCUGCGCUCCAGUACCUGGAGUCGGUGGAUGUGGAGGGUGUGGCCUGGAGGGCGGGACUGCGCACGGGAGACUUCCUCAUCGAGGUGAACGGGGUGAAUGUGGUGAAGGUUGGACACAAGCAGGUGGUGGCCCUGAUCCGCCAGGGUGGCAACCGCCUGGUGAUGAAGGUCGUGUCUGUGACCAGGAAGCCAGAGGAGGACGGGGCUCGGCGCAGAGCCCCACCCCCCCCAAAGAGGGCUCCCAGCACCACACUGACCCUGCGCUCCAAGUCCAUGACUGCCGAACUCGAGGAACUCGCCUCCAUUCGGAGAAGAAAAGGGGAGAAGCUGGAUGAGAUCCUGGCAGCUGCGGCAGAGCCGGCACUGAGGCCAGACAUUGCAGACGCCGACUCCAGAGCCGCCACGGUCAAGCAACGGCCCACCAGCCGGAGGAUCACCCCUGCUGAGAUCAGUUCAUUGUUUGAGCGCCAGGGCCUCCCAGGCCCAGAGAAGCUGCCGGGCUCUCUGCGGAAGGGGAUUCCACGGACCAAGUCUGUAGGGGAGGAUGAGAAGCUGGCGUCCCUACUGGAAGGGCGCUUCCCUAGGAGCACAUCGAUGCAGGACUCUGGGCGUGAGGGGCGCGGCAUCCCGCCCCCGCCACAGACCGCGCCUCCGCCCCCGCCAGCACCCUACUACUUCGACUCGGGGCCGCCCCCUGCCUUCUCACCACCACCCCCGCCGGGCAGAGCCUAUGACACGGUACGCUCCAGCUUCAAGCCAGGCCUGGAGGCACGCCUGGGGGCGGGGACAGCCGGCCUCUACGAGCCCGGCGCGCCCCUGGGCCCACUGCCCUAUCCCGAGCGGCAGAAGCGCGCGCGCUCCAUGAUCAUCCUGCAGGACUCGGCGCCGGAAGCAGGCGACAUCCCCCGGCCCGGGCCCGCAGGCACACCGCCUGAGCGCCCGAAGCGCAGGCCUCGGCCACCCGGCCCCGACAGCCCCUACGCCAACCUGGGCGCCUUCAGCGCCAGCCUCUUCGCGCCGUCCAAGCCACAGCGCCGCAAGAGCCCGCUGGUGAAGCAGCUGCAGGUGGAGGAUGCACAGGAGCGAGCGGCCCUGGCUGUGGGCAGUCCUGGCCCAGGCGGAGGCAGCUUCGCCAGGGAGCCGUCCCCGACGCACCGCGGCCCCCGGCAGGGCGGCCUCGACUAUGGCUCGGGGGACAGCCUGGGACUGGCGUUUGGGGGCCCAGGCCCCGGUGCGGGCCCUGGCAAGGAGCGACGGCUUGAGGAACGGCGUCGCUCCACGGUGUUCCUGUCAGUGGGUGCCAUCGAGGGCAGCCCCCCCAGUGCUGACUUGCCAUCUUUGCAGCCCUCACGCUCCAUAGAUGAGCGCCUCCUGGGGACCGGCGCCACCACCACCGGCCGCGACCUGCUGCUCCCUUCCCCAGUCUCUGCUCUGAAGCCAUUGGUCAGUGGUCCCAGCCUUGGGCCCUCGGGCUCCACCUUCAUCCACCCACUCACUGGCAAACCCUUGGACCCUAGCUCACCCUUGGCCCUGGCUCUGGCUGCCCGAGAACGAGCUCUGGCCUCACAGGCACCCUCCCGGUCCCCCACGCCCCUGCACAGCCCUGAUGCAGAACGCCCUGGACCCCUGUUUGUGGAUGUGCAGGCCCGGGAUUCAGAGCGAGGGCCCUUGGCCUCUCCAGCUUUUUCCCCGAGGAGCCCAGCCUGGAUUCCUGUACCUGCCCGGAGGGAGGUAGAGAAGGCCCCUAGGGAGGAGCGUAAGUCACCCGAGGACAAGAAGUCCAUGAUCCUCAGCGUCUUGGAUACUUCACUGCAGCGGCCAGCUGGCCUCAUUGUUGUGCAUGCCACCAGCAAUGGGCAGGAGCCCAGCAGGUUGGGAGCUGAAGAGGAGCGCCCGGGCACCCCAGAGCUGGCCCCGGCUCCCAUGCAGACUGCAUCAGUGACAGAGCCCCUGCCUAGCCCCCGGGCCCAGCCCCCAGGCAGCACCCCAACAGACCCUGGACCAGGCCAGGGCAGCUCAGAAGAGGAGCCAGAGCUGGUGUUUGCUGUGAACCUGCCGCCUGCUCAGCUGUCCUCCAGUGAUGAGGAGACCCGGGAGGAGUUGGCCCGCAUUGGGCUGGUGCCACCCCCUGAAGAGUUUGCCAAUGGAAUCCUGCUGGCCACCCCACCCCCUGGCCCGGGCCCAUUGCCCACCACGGUGCCCAGCCCGGCCUCAGGGAAGCCCAGCAGUGAGCCACCCCCUGCCCCUGAGUCUGCAGCCGACUCUGGCGUGGAGGAGGCUGACACUCGAAGUUCCAGUGACCCCCACCUGGAGACCACAAGCACCAUCUCCACAGUGUCCAGCAUGUCCACCCUGAGCUCAGAGAGCGGGGAACUCACCGACACCCACACCUCCUUCGCUGAUGGACAUACUUUUCUACUCGAGAAGCCACCAGUGCCUCCCAAGCCCAAGCUCAAGUCCCCGCUGGGGAAGGGGCCGGUGACCUUCAGGGACCCGCUGCUGAAGCAGUCCUCGGACAGCGAGCUUAUGGCCCAGCAGCACCACGCCGCCUCUGCCGGGCUGGCCUCUGCCGCCGGGCCCGCCCGCCCUCGCUACCUCUUCCAGAGAAGGUCCAAGCUGUGGGGGGACCCCGUGGAGAGCCGGGGCCUCCCGGGGCCUGAAGACGACAAACCAACUGUGAUCAGCGAGCUCAGCUCCCGCCUGCAACAGCUGAACAAAGACACGCGCUCCCUGGGGGAGGAGCCAGCUGGUGGCCUGGGCGGCCUGCUGGACCCCACCAAGAAGUCACCCAUCGCAGCAGCUCGCUGCGCGUCACCCCAGGCAGGCCUCCUGCUCUUCAGCAGCCUCGGUGAGCUGAGCACCAUCUCAGCGCAGCGCAGCCCCGGGGGCCCGGGCAGCGGGGCCAGCGGGGCCUCCUACUCUGUUCGGCCCAGCGGCCGCUACCCCGUGGCGCGACGCGCCCCGAGCCCAGUGAAGCCCGCGUCGCUGGAGCGGGGAGGCGCGGGAGGCGCGGGGCGGCCCUUCGGCCUCACGCCUCCCACCAUCCUCAAGUCGUCCAGCCUCUCCAUUCCGCACGAGCCCAAGGAGGUGCGCUUCGUGGUGCGCAGCGUGAGUGCGCGCAGCCGCUCCCCUUCGCCGUCACCGCUGCCCUCGCCUGCGCCUGGCCCCGGCCCCGGCGCCCCCGGCCCGCGUCGGCCCUUCCAGCAGAAGCCGCUGCAGCUCUGGAGCAAGUUUGAUGUGGGCGACUGGCUGGAGAGCAUUCACCUAGGCGAACACCGCGACCGCUUCGAGGACCACGAGAUCGAGGGCGCGCACCUGCCCGCACUCACCAAGGACGACUUCGUGGAGCUGGGCGUCACGCGCGUGGGCCACCGCAUGAACAUCGAACGCGCGCUCAGGCAGCUGGAAGGCAGCUGACGCCCUACCCCCAACUCCCUGUUCCAGCUGCGCCCUGCGGGCAGGGCUCCCCACCCCACCCCAACCCCGGGCCGCGGGCUCGGCCUGCCCCCUACGACGGCGCCCGGGCCAGGAAUGUUGCAUGAAUCGUCCCGUUUGCUGUUGCUCGGAGACUUGCCCUGUACAUUGCUUAGUGCCCUCCCCUGCCCUGCUGCCGAGCCCCCCCAGCACACAGAAAGGGCACGGACCAGGGAGGCUGGGGCGGGAGUUGGUUGGGGGUGGGGUGCUCUGGCCUGACCACCACCUUCACAGCUCCGGGUGGCCAUUCUCCCAGAGGGGGAAACUAGUCCAGCAUGCGAGGUCAGGACACGCCUUGGUGACUCGGGGGGAGGGGGGAGACAUUGGGGUUCUAGAUGGGGGCCAAGGAGCCCCCUGUUUUGCAUAUUUUAAUCCACUCUAUAUUUGGAACGAGAAAAGGAACAAAUAUCUCUGUCCGUAAUAGUUCCCGCCCCCUUUUCCCCUAUCCCUCCCGCUGGUCCCACUGCAGCUGCCCAGUCUUCCAUCUCCGGCCCCUCACUGCCACCCCAUACGGGGCAGGGGACACUCCAGCUGGUCUGGGGUUGGCCAGGGUCCUGGCGGCCCACCCUGGGGCCCCAGCUCGGCUCCCUUCCCUGGCUGAGCUAUAGUGUGCCCCAC